AUGUUGUAUAAAAGCGUUUAUUGUACGCCUCGGAGUAUGUCACUUCUAAAAUCUCACAAAAGCGUUCUAAUUUCUGAGCCCGGCAUGUUGUCCUUAUCCGGCGAAGGUGGAUGGCUAAGUUGGUCGUUUGGCAAUGCGAACUUGAUUGUGUUUGUCCUUCUUCUCUCUUUGCUCUCUGUUCAGUCUCUUCUUGAUUGCUGUUGUUGCUGUAGAAGGAAGCGCAAGCGACGUAUAAUUCAACAACAAAUAAUUGAAGUCGAGGAGCCAGAGAUUCCAGCUGAAGAACAAGAAGAUCCCAAAGCCAAUGCGAAGUCAAAACCCAAACCCAAAACUGUCAAAAAGCCAGUACAAAAGAAUAGCAAGGAUAACAAGCUAAAGUCUAGCAAGGAGAAGGGGAAGGAGUCAAAGACAAAGUCAAAAAAGAAAAAGGAGGAAACAAAGCCUGUACUGAAGAAUGAAAGUCAUGACCAGAAAGGGAUGGGCGCGGGUGACGACUACCAAACGCUUGGCAAUUUGGACAAAAACAUCUUUAUUAAAGGAGGGAGUAAAGAUGGUGGCAGUCCAACACCUCCAGCAGGCGGUCAACAGCCUGUGUUGAAGGAGGAAAAGCACGAUGCUGGAAUUGGAGGUGGAGCCGACUAUCAAACGCUUGACAAUUUGGACAGAAACAUCUUCGUAAAAAAUUCGAAAAACGAAACGCCGGCAUCGCCUCUAGCGGCUCCGAAACCGAAGGACGAGCGAGACAAUCAACAGGGUGUGGGUGAUGGUGAUGACUAUCAAACGCUUGGCAAUUUGGACAAAAAUAUAUUCGUCAAGAGAAGCGAUGUUCCAGGAGAAGAGAAUGAACUCUAAAGAAGAAAAGAAUAUAUAAAAGGAUUACUAAAAUAAAUAUAUAUUUGCCCUUAUAAUUGUGUGAAACUCGAUAUAUUUUGUUUGAAUAUGUUCAUGACAAAUGUAUCUAUUGUUCCCAUUUCUCUCUAUGCGUUCCUCCUGUUUAU
Messenger RNA from Meloidogyne enterolobii, 998 nucleotides. The record is from the annotation of a GenBank genome assembly. NCBI's taxonomy places the organism in Eukaryota, Metazoa, Nematoda, Chromadorea, Rhabditida, Meloidogynidae.